GUUAAUUAUCUUCUUCCACACACUCCCCUGUCAGGUUGUGAUGGAGUGCGAAAGUGCACACCUCCCUCUGCCCUGAGGGGUGAAGCAAAUGAAGUUGUGUUGCCACACGAACACACACACACACGUUCUUCCUGGUUUGGCUUCAUGGCGAGUACACCCAACGAAGAGGCUUGGCAUGAAGCCAGCCCAACGACUGCCGCUGACAAUAAGAGCGGGCAAGCUGACGGCAAAAAAGCCGUUUCCAUCGGUGGUGACGAGUGGCUGAAAGGCAACGGUGAUUUCUACGUUACUUCCAAAUCUACUGUAACCAAUAAGCGUAUGGAGAUGUCAAAAACUACUACUGCCGUUGAAGACGUAAGUCAAUACAGUGACACAGGAAAACGACCAGCCGAUAGCAGUAUCCAGUACACCUCUAUGUCCGAGCGACAUACGGAGGAGCAUUUGUCUCCAGGCGACUACCCUUACCAGCGUCCGGUCGAUGGUGGUUCUGCCUGGGGCACCGCAGAGAACUCCGGAACCGGAACUGCUAUUCAUGUAGAGGUGCGUCCGCGUUAUCCCGCCGUGGAGGUUCCUAUUCACCGUGGCACUAUGUCCAAUGCGCAAUAUUCGUCAGUACAACGAGAGUCUACGCGUAAAUCCAAUCGUGGAAGUAACUUUAUUGUUGACACGCGGACAAUGCCGGGCGUUGUACCCAACGGCCCUGGUGGACUAGGUCGGCUGUGCGUCAAGGCGGUGACUCUCGUGUGA
Dibothriocephalus latus is the source of this 747-nucleotide messenger RNA. The record is from the annotation of a GenBank genome assembly. NCBI's taxonomy places the organism in Eukaryota, Metazoa, Platyhelminthes, Cestoda, Diphyllobothriidea, Diphyllobothriidae.